AUGAUUGAUUUUCUGCCAAAUUGCACGUUUCCGAGCACUUCGCCCAGUGGGUUUGUCAGAGGCCCAAAUAUCCGUUCGACGAUGGACAUCAUCUGGAGCUGUACAAGCAUCAUCAUUAUCUCGACUUGGUCGGUUCUCCACCUUACAGUUCCCCCAGAUAUCAAGCCGAAGUCGAAGCUUCAAGUCCUUAGAAAGGAAUUCUAUUUCUUUGGACGCAAAAUAAGCUGGAUGGGUGUAAUGCUUGCAUUCCCUGAAUACCUCGUCGGCAUCUCCACCACCAAUUUAUUUGCUUCCUGGGUGAACAACCAGCACCUGAAAGAGCUGGCAGAUGCCGAUGAUGUGCCCUGGUCGCUCACACAUACAACACUGGCAAACAUGGGAGGCAUAGCGAUUCGCUUUUCGGACCCCGGUGACCGAGGUGUUUCAGGGGGGCAGUGCCAGCAGUCAUCUGUUCCCGGAGGCCUUGCCUCUACCAAGGAAGCGACUAAUGUGGUUGAGGAACGCAAUCGCGGAAUAUCACCCACGGUCGCGGAGGUUUUGCAGUCUCCACCACAAAUCGAACAGAUGCCUUAUUUUAUAAAGGAAUUCCAGAGAAAUCAAGAACAACACCUCGCAGCGUUAGGCGAGAUUCCCUGGGCACCAUUCAAGCCACACCUGGCUCUCGCUAUCAAUGCCCGCCCGGACACACACGGCCUCUGGCGAAGCACCGAAAAGUACAAGGCCAAGCAUAUUGCGCCGCUGCACGGCAACAUCUGGAUUCUUGAUUCUAAACAGCUGGCCCUAGCGAGAAGGUGCGGCGUUAUUCGAAAGCUGCCAUCCAUCGAGUCGAAUGAGAUCCAGGACAAGAGCAAAAGUGACGGCCUGAUGCGGCUACUGGCAUUGAUCCAAGUACUUUGGCUCGCCAUUCACCUCAUUUCGCGCCGAAUUGCCGACAUCCCUUCCACCCCUCUUGAAAUCAGCACCGUCGCGUUCUCAUCCUGUGCCUUCAUCAUCUACAUGGCGGAGUGGCCAAAGCCCAAGGACGUUGGUAUUCCCUUUUAUUUCGACACUAGCACCACUGUGUCGCCAGCCACUUUUGCAACCAUCGCCAGGGCAGCGCCCAUCAGUUUCCUCCAGACCCGACGCUACUACAUACCCGAAAGCGUGGUCCACCAGGUGGUCGACGGCCGAUUUGAGAAGAAACACAUCGACAGACUCAUGGUUCUUUCCAGCAUCUUGUCCAUUACCGCCUUUGGAGGCAUUCACUUGUUCGCGUGGGGUCUGGAGUUUCCUACCAGUGUGGAGCAACUCCUAUGGAGAAUGUCGGCCUUGACGGUAGCCAUUGCGCCCACCAUCAGCGCGCUGCUCGUUCUGCUGGAGAGCGUCCUUCUUCAACGCACCGACAAGAUGUCCAGGUGGAGCGUGGCAGUGCUUGCCCCGCUAUACUUGGCUUCACGGGUGUACAUUAUGGUGGAGAGUUUCAGGUCUCUUUACUUCCUGCCUCCUCAGGCGUUUGUCUCGACAUGGGCAACGAACGCCCCGCACUUUGACUGA
Cladophialophora immunda is the source of this 1533-nucleotide messenger RNA. RefSeq lists its product as uncharacterized. Bases 1 to 1533 code for a protein of 510 amino acids. The transcript has 2 exons. Lineage: Eukaryota; Fungi; Ascomycota; Eurotiomycetes; Chaetothyriales; Herpotrichiellaceae. The record is from RefSeq and is a predicted model, not a curated record.